Messenger RNA from Aspergillus sclerotioniger CBS 115572, 1038 nucleotides. RefSeq lists its product as uncharacterized. The transcript has 2 exons. The record is from RefSeq and is a predicted model, not a curated record. Bases 1 to 1038 code for a protein of 345 amino acids. Lineage: Eukaryota; Fungi; Ascomycota; Eurotiomycetes; Eurotiales; Aspergillaceae.
AUGUCUGGCACGCCAACCAAGCUACCUGGGGAUGUGAAGACCUGGGAGGAUGAAAUGGCUAAGAUGGGCCUCACAGGCCAGACUAUACACGGCGCGGAGUUAGCUUCCGCCUCGAAAUUCGAGUAUAAACAGUUCCUGCUCCUGCAAGUUAUCUGGGUGCCACGCCGCUUGAAUUAUCUGCCGACUAUGCUGCCUGGCUUCAAGGAUUGGAUCACAAAGGCGGAGACAAUGUUGAAGACCUAUCAAUCAUGGGGCACAUACUGUCAGGGAUUGGCACUCUCGGAUGCUGGAGAAGGGAACUUUACAAUUGCCCGGCAUUACCAGCUUCAGGUUGCAAACACCAGAGACGACACAGAUCCACUGACUCUGGCAACCCCUAUCGCACAUCGGACACGCUCCCGUGAACUCGCUCGAAAGUUUGCUGAUAUGAAUUUGGCAACAUCCUCAAGAUCCAACAAUAUUUCUAAGACACUCGACAUUGAAGAUACUAGCCUCGAUGAUCCGUUCGAUAUUUCGGAGACCUCGGUUCCAGUUACCCCGCUUCCAGGGACUCCAAGUCCAUUCCGGGAGAUAACACCUGCUCCCAAAGAAUUGGAGAACGUGUUAUACCUUCCGACAAAGGAUGAGCAAAUCGUGAAUUGCGCCUUGAUAACCUUCCUGAAUGCUUUGACAAUACCCUUCAAGCUCGCCAACAAUUGGACCUUGCACAGGAAGGCCUUCAAAGCUAUAUUCGACGAUGCUAGCUUUGAAGCAAGAACUGAUGGAUAUCUUGAUGACCGUCAAGGCAACGCCCAGGCUAUAAUCGAAGUGAAGCCAGUCACACGAUCGAAAAAACAAAUAUUCCUGACAGUUGCUCAGUACGAUGGUGACUACAUCAAAUAUUUGGCAGACAAGAAUCAUCGCAGUGAGUCCAGGUCCUUUAUGACUAUGAACCAAUUCGGUCCCUGUAAUACAUUGGAGGCGACACACAUGCGCUACCUGGGCCCUAUCCUGCUAGCGAUAUCACUGCGUGCAGACGCCGAAAUAGGCCAAAGCUGA